AUGGUCGCGGGGUCUGGGCUGUGUGUCUUGGUUGCAGCCCACUUGAUCAUGGUCCAUGUCGUCGACAAUUCACACUACACCACCUACAACAGGACGACACUACUGUAUCCUCCAUCUCCCAUGCAAGUCCGAGAACUGGCCACCUGGACAGCAGACAGCAACAACAACAACACCACCAACAACAGCAACAGUUGGUCAGGCAUUGCUUCAACAACAGCAACUCUGGAUGUGUCACCAAUGGACGUGCUGGUCCUUGAUCAAUCAAUCAAGGUCACAGCUGAGACUGAUAAAGUAUUUCAGAGCAUCCCCUUCACCACCACCGCCACUACAAUAACAACAUCGUCAACAAUUCAUCCCGAACCUGUGUCGAGCGACAUUCAUUCGGAUCAGAUCCAAGCAGGAGCAUCAGAGGCAACAAACACAUCAACCACGGCAUCGAUAGCAGUAGCUGCAAGAGAAGAAUCGGCAACGACAGCUCCAACUGGGACUGCGACAGUUCCAACUCCAGCAGGGCCGAAAACAGGGAGCGAGAGCACGGAUUCUCUUUCACCGCUCGUCUAUCUCGAAUCUCGGAAUUAUCCCAGCCCAGGAUACCACCAAGCAGGCAUCCAUCUCCUACUUUUCCUCGCUGCUCAGACAGCGCUGCUGGUGCUAUUGACAACUCUGUUCCUCGGCGUGUUGAUCAUGACCGAGUUUGUACUGGACAGGGAGGACGAGAACGAGGAUGUAACUAAGGCGCGGUGGUACUUUUGGGGACGAGUUCUCGGAGUCAUCACAGCAACGGUUGCUAGCGCGGUCCAUGGGUCGUUCUUGAGCGCGUAUGUUCUUCUGGAUGGCCAGUCGGAUUGCGUAGCGAAGGCCGUCGUCGGGAGCAUUCUCUUUUACUGGAUUGGAAUGAUCGCGGUGAUGAACCGAACCACAGGUCCCUUGCCCUAUUAG
Molecule: messenger RNA, 939 nt
Organism: Linnemannia hyalina
Lineage: Eukaryota; Fungi; Mortierellomycota; Mortierellomycetes; Mortierellales; Mortierellaceae
Source: the annotation of a GenBank genome assembly